AUGGAGUCUCCGGAAAGGGGGAGGCCGGCGGCGGGGAUCGCCAUGGAGAUUCCGGCGGGGGAAGGGGUUUUGGCCUGCUCGCCUCCGACCAUACCUCCGUGGCUCCGGAGGAGGCUCUCCGAGCCGAAGACGCCGCCGCCUUCUACUGUUGAAGAAAUCCAAGCCAAACUCCGUGAGGCUGAUGUUAGACGUCAGAAAUUCUAUGAGAGUUUAUCAAACAAGGCUAGGCCAAAACCCAGAAGCCCCUCACGAUCAUCGUCGCAAGAAGGUGAUCCUGGACAACGCCUUGAGGCUAAGCUCUUAGCUGCUGAAGAGAAGAGAUUGAGCAUCCUGGCGAAUGAGCAGAUGCGCCUGGCUAAGCUCGAUGAGUUGCGGCAAGCCGCUAAAUCACAGGUGGAAAUGCGCUUCAAAAGGGAACGUGAUGAGUUGGGUACAAAGGUUGAGAUGCGGGUUCGCCAGGCGGAGGCCAACAGACUGCGUAUUCUUCGAGCUCAUCAUCAAAGGAGAGCGAAUCUGAAAGAGAGGAUAUCACAGUCAUUAAUGCGGCGGAUGGCUCGAGAGAACAAGUAUAAAGAACGAGCAUGUGCUGCAAUAUUCCAAAAGAGGGCGGAUGCAGAGAAAAAGCGGAUGGGUUUGCUUGAAGCAGAAAAACGGCGAGCUCGUUCCAGGGUCUUGCAGGUGCAGAAGGCAGCCAGCAAUAUUAAUACCCAGCGAGAGAUGGAGAGAAGUGAAAUGAGGAACAAGCUCGAAGACAGAUUGCAGCGGGCAAGGAGAAACAGAGCAGAAUAUUUGAAGCAGAGGGGACGACCAUAUAAUGCUAUUUAUAAUAGCUGGGAAACAAUUCAUGAGGAUGCUGAAGUCCUUGCUAUUAAAUUAUCAAGGUGCUGGAGGGAGUUCAGAAGGCUGAAGAAAACUACUGCAGAUCUUGCCAGAGCUUAUAAUAUAGUAAAUAUAAAUGGAACAUCUGUGAAGUCCAUGCCAUUUGAGCAGUUUGCACUUCUUAUACAGUCAAGUUACGCUCUUAACACUACCAAAGUGUUGCUUGAUCGACUUGAAACUCGCUUUAGAGUAUCUCGAUCUGCUCUUGAUCCUUCUGGAUCAUAUGACAUAGAUCACCUCCUCAAGCGAGUAGCCUCCCCCAAGAAGAAUACACCACGGAGAUCUUCAUCUGCCAAAAAAGCUGCCAAAACUCCUUCACAAUUGUCGAGGUACCAAGUGAGGAUAGUUCUGUGUGCUUACAUGAUAUUGGGUCAUCCAGAUGCUGUUAUCAGCGGAAAAGGAGAGCGUGAGACAGCUUUGGUGAGAUCUGCUGAGAAGUUUGUGAAUGAGUUCGAGCUCCUGAUUAAGAUACUUCUAAAUGGGCCUUUACAGGUUCCCGAUGAGGAAUUUGAUGGUGUCAUGUUAAAGCGUCAGACAUUCAGGUCUCAGCUUGCAGCAUUUGAUUCUGCUUGGUGCUCGUUUUUGAAUAGCUUUGUGGUGUGGAAGGCUAAGGAUGCCAGGUCGCUCGAGGAGGAUUUGGUAAGGGCUGCAUGCCGACUCGAACUUUCUAUGAUUCAGACCUGCAAAAUGACUCCUGAAGGGAAUAAUAGUGCCCCUCUUUCACAUGACAUGAAAGCUAUUCAGAAACAGGUGUCUGCAGAUCAAAAACUUCUGAGAGAGAAAAUCCUACAUCUGAGCGGAGAAGCCGGUAUUGAGCGUAUGGAAGAUGCAAUUUCAGAUACUCGAACGAAAUAUUUUGAAGCAAGGGAGAGAGGCAACAUGGUUAUUACACCACUGACCCCACUUAUGUUAUCCCCAAGUUCAGCUUCCUCUUCUUCACCUGGUAGCUCAGAAAAGGCCAAUAGCUCAUCUGUGACCUCUCAAAAGCAAAGUUCAGUGGUUCGGUCAUUAUUCAGGGAUGAAAUUGUUCCCAAAGAAGUCAGUUCCUCUAAAGGAAAUUUGGACGUGGAGAAUCUUAGAAUUGUAAAUGAAUAUGUUCAUGGGGAACCCCUCUCUUGGGCCGAUAGCUCCAAUUCUGCUGGCUACUAUCAAGGGGAUGCCAUGGCUAAGAUAAAAGAGACUAUGGAGAAGGCCUUCUGGGACGGCAUUGCUGAAUCCAUGAAACAGAAUGAACCCGACUACAGCCGUGCUGUGGAGUUGACGAGGGAGGUGAGGGAUGGAAUUUGUGCAAUGGCCCCUCAUAGCUGGAGAACAGAAAUUACAGAAGCUCUUGACCUGGAAAUUUUCGCUCAGGUGCUCUAUUCUGGAAAAUUAGACACUGAUUAUCUUGGGAAGAUCCUAGAAUGUGCGUUAGUCACUCUACGAAAGCUCGCAGCAUCGGCAUAUGAGGAUGAACUGAAGAAAAAGCACCAGCAAUUUAUAAAAGAUCUGGCAGAGACUUGUCAGGCCAGCGUUGGCUCACAGAAUUCACAAGUUAUUGCCUUGAUCAAGGGGCUGCGCUUUGUACUCGAACAAAUCCAGGAUUUGAAGCGAGAAAUCAGCAAGGCUCGUAUCAGGAUGUUGGAACCACUCUUGAAGGGACCCGAGGCUUUGUAUUAUCUCGGGAAAGCUUUCACAACCCAUUAUGGGCAGCCUUUAAAUGCUCAAUCAGCCUUACCUUUGACAAAAAAUUGGCUUUUUGCUUCACGACAAGGUAAAGAUGAGGAAUGGAAGGAACACAGGAAUUUGCUGUCUGAGCUGACAAAGAAAGAUGACAAGAGUUCACCAAAUUAUCUUCCUUCAACCACUCUCAGAACCGGAGGAAGUUCGCUAGUUAAACUGACGACUGGCUGUCAAGCUGACGAAGUUGUGCCUUCUUCUACUGCGAAAGCUACAAGUUAUAUUGAGACGAUCGAUCCCCAUUUGGAAUGUAAGGGAGAGGAAAUUGAUUUGUUGGUUAGGUUAGGGCUACUGAAGUUAGUGAGCAAGAUAAUUGGCCUAACUGAAAGAGAGCUGCCCGAGACUAUGACCCUUAAUUUCACUCGACUGAGAAGUUUGCAAUCCCGAGUUCAAAAAAUUAUUGUGAUAGCAACAAGCCUUUUAGUCUUACGACAGACUCUCAUGACCCAGCGUGUAUUGAACAGUCAAGCUCAAAUGGACAGCAUACUUUCGAGCAGCUUCAGACAUCUCUCGACUUGUUUAGACGUGGUCCCAGAUGCUGGCAUUGUUGACAUCAUCGAGGUACUCACCUCGUAUGCAGAUGAGGAGAACAGUGAUUUAUUGCUCGACUCGGCCAAGAUUCAGCCUAUGAAGGAGAUAAUGUCUGGAAUGCUGAAGAAGAGUUUGCAAGAAGACGAUCCGGUUUUCGCACGUGUUUCUCGAGCAGUGUACUUGGCUAUGAGAGGACUUGCUUUUGGAGGAACUGGAAAAAGAGGGAGAGAAUUGGCUGAGGUGGCAUUGCAGAAGGUUGGGGCUGGUCUGCUCGUUGAUGAUGUGGCACGUGCCGGGGCUGUGCUGGUGGUGACGGCUAAAGUGUCGGUUAUUGUUCACGGGCCUUGGUACGCGAAUUUGACGAGGGAGUGA
This is a messenger RNA of Striga hermonthica, 3501 nucleotides long. The record is from the annotation of a GenBank genome assembly. NCBI's taxonomy places the organism in Eukaryota, Viridiplantae, Streptophyta, Magnoliopsida, Lamiales, Orobanchaceae.